AUGCAACAAGACAUCGAGCAUCUGAAUGCUAUCAUUGCUACCAAAGAUGCCUGUCUGCUCAACUUCAGCAAGACGCUGCGAGACGCUGAACAGAGGGCAAGAGACGAGCGCGAGCAGCUGAAAGGCAGGAUCGGAGAGCUAGAGCGAGAGCUGGGAUCUGCACUGCAGAAACUGGCGAUGGCGGGGAGGCUGCAGGAGCCGAGCGAUCACAGCUCUAGGGCAGAGAGCAAGCACCUCGAGACAGCCUUGUACAGGAUGCAGGAAGAGAUGGCGGGGUUUCAACAAACGGCGAGCAAGGAGAUAAUGAACCUCAGGCGAGCUAUACAGGAAAGAGAAGAAACCAUCUACCAACUGAAGAUGGACCUGAUGAAAACGAACCGACUCCUAACAGUCAGCAAGGCGCAGAGGCACGAGCACUAUAUGGACACCAUCAACACCAACUUCGAGGCGGACAACGACGACGAGGACAGAGAGGGGGAGCCCGACGUGUCUUGGAAGGUAGCAGGCGUGCAAGCGAAAAUCCCCGGGGAAGAGUCAGACUCGGAGGCCCUCAAGUCAGCAAGAGAAGUCAUGACGACAUCCAUGUCAUCGUCUGGCACCUUCAACUCAAAACCGAUGUUCGAGCAUGGCGACAGGUUUGUAGAGGUAAACGGCAUCAAUGUUGAAGACUCCACUAUCGAGGAGAUCAAAAACAUCUUGCGCUCUUCGGAUCAAGCCAUACCAGUUAAAAUCAGAAAAUCGACAGGGCAGCUGGUGUCAAUCAAGGCGAGGUACCCAGACAAGAAGAAGCUUCAAUCCGACGACGCAGAUGCUGUAAACACACGAAGUCCAAGGGCAGGAGAGGACCAGACAGAGCGAUCCAACGUGACGUUGAAGGCCGACAUCAUUCCGCAAGAGCAAGUCGGAGAGCCCCAAGGCUCAAGGUUUGAAGCUCAAGGUUGCUGA
Molecule: messenger RNA, 945 nt
Organism: Guillardia theta CCMP2712
Lineage: Eukaryota; Cryptophyceae; Pyrenomonadales; Geminigeraceae
Exons: 9
Coding region: 1-945 (314 amino acids)
Molecular function (GO): protein binding
Source: RefSeq, a predicted model, not a curated record